Messenger RNA from Mytilus californianus (California mussel), 2319 nucleotides. Its product is annotated as toll-like receptor 3. Bases 18 to 1541 code for a protein of 507 amino acids. The record is from RefSeq and is a predicted model, not a curated record. Gene Ontology annotation, cellular component: extracellular matrix. NCBI's taxonomy places the organism in Eukaryota, Metazoa, Mollusca, Bivalvia, Mytilida, Mytilidae. The transcript has a single exon. Gene Ontology annotation, molecular function: protein binding.
GAUAUCAUUGAAUUUUGAUGGCACUGAUCAAUAUCAAUUUGUUACUCGGUUUAAUUAUGCAUGUCGUAAGCCGCGAUGUAGUUCGUUGUCCGAUUGAGCUUUGUAAAUGUACAAAAUUUGCAGCCAUCUGCUCUGGAAAAAAUCUUAUUUAUAUUCCACGUUUUCCGGUAAACGUUAGAACAAUUACUUUUCUUAAUGGAAAUAUUAGAACACUAUCAAGGGAAAGUAUUAAAAACCUGACUUUCAAUGAUAUCCUCAAGCUUAAUUUUACGAACAACGCUGUAGUUAGACUUGAACCUGAAACAUUUUCUAAUUUCACGACAAUAGUGGCAUUGACCAUCUCAUCGGAACCAUCAUUACUAGCAACAGAUGUAAUGUAUGCAUUGAACAAUAUGAAAACAGCACAUUUAAAGUCACUCACUCUAACAGGCAACGAAUGGUCAUUUCUUCCAAACGACAUGUUUAAGGCAAUAAAAACGAAUAAAAUUCGAAAUAUUAACCUUAACAGAAAUAAUUUUCAACUGUUGAAUUUCUCAUGGUUUUCAAAUAUGUCUCAUUUGCUAAAUCUCAGAGUCAGUUUCAAUAAAAUUUCAACAAUUAUACAAGACAGUAUUUUCAGCCUGAGAAAACUUUUUCUACAAAGCAAUGAAAUAACAAAACUUCCAAAGUUUUGUAUAAAUAAUGGUAAUAAGAGUGCACUUCCAAAUUUAAGACAUUUAUCCCUUAUCAAUAACAGAAUUGGAAAUAUUGGACAAUUUCGAUGUUUUCCGAGGCUCAAAACAUUGAAAAUUGGUGACAAUUGGAUCGGUAUAAUUAAAAACAAUACUUUUACAGAGUUAAAAGAAUUAACUGAUCUCAGUUUACAAGUUAUAGGAAAACCAUUGAAAAAAAUUGAAGAUGGAGCUUUUAAUAUUCCGUCAUUACAAAGGUUAUCACUCCGAGAUUGUCAUUUCCGUUUUGAACGUCUAUCACCGUCGGCGCAAAGUAGUAUGCUGUCAAGCUGCCGUGAUUUAGGAUUCCUUGAUCUUUGCGGGAAUUAUUUAAAUUCAACUAUUUUGCCUAGGAUAAUAUCACAAUUGAAACAGUUAAGAUAUCUUAAUUUGGAAAACACUAGGCUUAGCUUUUUGCCUGAAGGCGUAUUUCCAGAACUGCCAGUUAUACAAACGCUUAUCAUGACAAUGAAUCAAAUAUAUGGAUGGGACAGAGACGUGUUUGCUCGCGUGACAAGUCUACAAUAUCUAGAUUUACGCCAUAAUUUAAUAAAGAUAGUAAAUGAGUCAUCUUUUCCAACUGCGUUACUUGCAAAUUUGAAAAAGAUAGGUUUAGCAAAAAAUCAAUUUGCUUGUACUUGUGAACAGAUAUGGUUUGUCAGUUGGUUACGGCAGACACAUGUAACGCUUUUAGAAUAUCCAAAACGUUAUUAUUGUACUACACCAGACAAUUAUAUUGGCAUUUUGUUAAAAGAUUACAAACCUUCCGUUUUAUCGUGCAACCCAAUAUUUUCGAUUGUGAUUUCAAUUUCUGCAUUAAUUUGCCUUUGAAUAUCGACAAUGAUCAUUUUUCUAAAAUGUAAUACAAAUAUUAAGAACUUUUUAUACCUUCUCAAAGUUAAACAGUUUAGACGACAGGGUUAUCUUCCUAUCGUGAAUAGCGAUGAUUAUGAAUAUCACGCGUUUGUUGUUUAUUGUGAUGAAAACAGAAUGUGGGUUCAUGACGAGUUCGUCAAAAAACUUGAAACUGAGGAGGGAUUUAAGUUCUGUGUUUAUCACAGAGACUUUGAGGUUGGAAAACCAAUCAGUGUCAACAUUGAUCAAUACUUAAAAAAAUCAUGGAAGGUUGUUGUUAUAAUAUCAAAUGCAUUUGCUAAAAGCGAAUGGUGUCAGUGGGAAGUCGAUAUAAUUCAGGAGAGAAGACGUCGACAAGGCAGAAAUGCACUUCUCUUAGUAAUGCUUGAAAAUCUCACCUCGAAAAAUAUGACAAGUCCUCUCCGUACUUUACUAGACAGUACCCCGCAUCUGAGGUACAAAAAAGGAAUAGGUGAAAACUUAUUUUGGAACGCAGUAAUUAAAGAUCUUCGAAAAGCCGUUGGACAACCUCCGAUUUCUGAACUAUAGAUAUAAGUUGUUAUUGAUCUGUUGGUCAGUUUCAAUAUGUGCCAAUGUCUGUUUAGCGUUGAUAUCUGUUUUUUCAAUUAAGCUUACCUCAUGUACUACUUGCGUUGUGUCCAAGUAAUGGGAACUUUUAUUAUUUAUCAACAUUAAUAUAUAAUCAUUCUGUAAUUUUUACUUGUACAAUUUUUGUUUCAACGUCUGUAAUUAA